AUGUCAUGACUAUGAGGACGGCAUAAGGAGGACGUCUAAAUACCAACGAGAACGGUAGCAGGAGGGCACGGCCAUGGUGAUAUGACGGUGGUCGGUGUCGAACACGGUAUGCUCGCAACUUAGACGAGAGAGGCAGUCACCGCAUUAUACAGGACUGAGGCACAAAACUCUUCGCUCAGUAUGUGUUGCAGCGCCUCUUGCAACGACCAGAUACAGUCUGCUAAACUACACGAUACACCAUUUCAAAUUUGAGGUAUCUUGUGCCAUGUUAUACAUAAAUAGGACCAUUUUAAAUCGAUGUAGUGAGAUGAUUUAUUAGAUAUGGAAGGUAGCAUAACAAAAAAAAAUAUGCCGGAAACCUACAGCAAAGCACCACUUCAUUCGUGCAGCGCCGCAAGGGUUUCCCGGCACUCAACCGGCGGGUCUUGCACCACGGGCUCCUUACGCGGGCGUUCCACAGGUGCCGUAUGCGGCGCCCGCCCCCCAAACUGCACCGGGAGGGCAGCCUCUGGCACCGCAGGGUUUGGCCCCGGGUCUACAGUACCAGCCUGUGGCUCCCAGCUUCGGUGCACCACCACCUCAAGCUUUGCCCGCGCCAGCCGGGGGUGCCCUGCCUGCGACUGCCUUCGCCGGACUGGAUCCCGGACAACUUACGGUGGACAAUAUCUUGCAAGUCCUCACAGAAAGAGGCAUUGACUGGCGUCGCAUCAUCCAAGACCCCCAGUACGCGCCAAAGAUAUUCGCCGCCCAAUCGGACGAAGAUGAGAGCGACGAGGAUGAAGAGAGCGAGGAGGAAGAAAGCGGAAGCGAAGAAGAGGCAGGCUCGAAAGAUUCGGGGCCGCCUGGCUCCGGUGACGCACACACUGCCGGAGGUUCCCAGGAAGCUCCGAGUCAGUUUUCUUGUUUCCUGCUUUGUCUCCCACAUUUCUUUCAUUUUAGGGUGA
This is a messenger RNA of Dermacentor andersoni, 944 nucleotides long. RefSeq lists its product as uncharacterized. NCBI's taxonomy places the organism in Eukaryota, Metazoa, Arthropoda, Arachnida, Ixodida, Ixodidae. The record is from RefSeq and is a predicted model, not a curated record.